Molecule: messenger RNA, 1359 nt
Organism: Zootoca vivipara (common lizard)
Lineage: Eukaryota; Metazoa; Chordata; Lepidosauria; Squamata; Lacertidae
Source: RefSeq, a predicted model, not a curated record
AUGGACCCAGGAGAUGAGAAAGCCAAUGCAGAAAUCAAGAGAGAGGUGAACUCAGUGGGUUCUGUCCAAUCCACUGUUCAAGAAGCCAGAAAUAGAGAGAAUAGCAAGAAGGAUGUAGGCAUUGCAGCAACCAAGAAAGGGGAGCUGUCCGUGGUGCUGAUUCUGGUAACAGUUGCUUCCUGUCUCAUAUCUGUGCAGCAUGGCUACAAUCUGUGGGUACUCCGCAACACUAUUGGGAUGGUACAAUAUAUCCCCUACCUCACUGCUCCAUUUCACUAUCUUUCCAGGAAAGUUGCACUGUUCAUAACUAACUUUUCAACAAUUAUAUUUGCUGUUGUGAUGGCUUUCUCACUUUCAAUACAUAGUCGUGGAUACAUCAUCUUUUCACGUCUCUGCUCUGGAAUAAGCACAGGAAUAUGCUUCUGUGUUGGCCCUCUGUAUCUUGGCGAGAUCUCCCCUAGAAGCCUGAGGGGGGGCAUCAUCAUGACGCACCACCUGUUUUAUUUGUUUGGUUUCCUUGUGGCUCAGAUACUUUGUCUUCAAGAAGUCUUGGGGACGGGAAAAGGCUUCCCAACUCUGAUAAAACUUUUUGGUGUUAUGCCAUUGCUUCAGUUGCCUCUACUGCCCUUCUUACCUGAAAGCCCAAGGUACCUACUCAUUCAGAAGAAGGAUGAAGAAAGCUCAAGGCAAGCACUGAAGAAACUAAGGAACAGAAAUUAUGUGGAGGAUGAGAUUGAAGAGCUCCAUCAGGAGGACAUUGUUGAAAAGUCAGAAAAGAACAUGAAACCUCUUAAACUGCUAUAUUCCAAAAAACUGCGAAGGCAAGUCAUUGCCAUAAUUGUCUUGAUGGUUGGACAACAGUUCGAUGGCAACAGUGUGAUUUUGGUUGCUUAUUAUAAGGGCUGCAGGUUUCUGCUUCUCAUUGGCUUUGGGGUGAGCAGUUUCAUCUGUGUCCUGUUAACCGUGGCCAUGGAAAUGCAGAGUGCUGUCCCAGAGAUGAGAUAUUUCAGCGUAAUCUUAAUCUACAUUUUCCUUUUUGCACAUGUCAUUGGGCCAGGUCCACUUCCAAUUGUGCUUGUAGUGGAGCUCUUCCUUCAGUCAUCACGAUCUUCAGCCACUGUGAUUGCACAAGUUUUGCAUUGGCUCCUAUUCUUCAUCGUAGCACUGAUUCUCCUUUACAUAGAGAUACAUAUUGGGCCCUACAGCUUAAUCUUUUUCUGUCCAUUCGGUUUUGCCAUCUUUAUUUAUAUAUUCAAGUUCAUUCCAGAAACCAGAAACAGAACCUUUGUGGAAAUCAGGGGGAAAGUGACCACCCGGAAGCCCAGGAGGGUACAUUUCAAAAUGCAGUCGUCCAAGUAG